AUGCAACCCUCACAGUCAGAAGUGAAGCGUGACAUGGACGAUGGUGAAGGCGCACAACUUAUGAAGCUCUCAAUUGGAACUCCACCACAUGAUAUUUAUGCUGUGGCGGAUACAGGAAAUACGCUAUUAUGGACACAAUGUGAACCAUGUCCCGGUUGCUACAAGCAGAAGAAUCCUAAAUUCGACCCGAAAAAGUCCUCAACAUAUGGGCUCCUUCCAUGUGAUGCACCAGAAUGUAACGUUGAGAAUGAUCCUAGGUCUUACUCUUGCUCAAACUCAUCAAUUGAUGAUCAUUAUCAUCAAAAGGUUUGCAAUUACAAUUACUCUUAUCUGGACGAAACAGCUACCGCAGGAGUUGUGGCCAGAGAGACAGUUACCUUGACAUCCACGUCAGGGAAGCCUAUUUCCUUCAAAAAUAUUGUGUUUGGUUGUGGACAUAACAAUACCGCGAUGGGUACUGCCUCUCCUGAAAAUGAAAUGGGAGUAGUUGGGCUUUCAUUUGGGAACCUGUCCUUUGUUUCUCAAAUUGCUCCCUAUGUUGGAGGCAGAAAGUUCUCCCAUUGUUUCGUGCCGUACGAUCCUGGUCAUCCGAAUGUGGCAAGCAUGAUGAAUUUUGGGAAUGGGAGUGAGGUUUCAGGUGAAGGUGUGGUCUCAACACCUUUGAUCAACAAAGAAGACAAUAACUUAUAUUAUGCGACAGCUGAAGGAAUUAGUGUUGGAGAUAAGUUUGUGCCUUUUAACUCAUCCGGGUCUGUUUCAAAAGGGAACAUGCUUCUUGUCUCAGGAACACAAGUGACCACAAUACCACAAGAUUUUUAUGACGGGUUGAUACCGCAGGUAAAGAAGGCGGUUGAUCCAACCUGGUUGAAACCCAUUGAAGUAAAUGACACAAACCCUAGAGAUGGAGCUCUGCUUUACUAUAAUACGACCAUGGACCAGCUCAAAGGACCAUCACUGACAGUGCAUUUUGAUGGUGGUGCUAAAGUGCAGUUAUCACCAGCACAAGCCUUCUAUCGAUAUCACCAACAUAAACUGUUGUGCUUUUCAGUGCUGAACGCCACUGAAGCCACAAACGAUAGUGUUUCUAUUUAUGGAAGCUAUGCGCAGUCCAAUUUCUUGAUUGGUUUCGACCUUUAA
Prunus armeniaca (apricot) is the source of this 1137-nucleotide messenger RNA. Lineage: Eukaryota; Viridiplantae; Streptophyta; Magnoliopsida; Rosales; Rosaceae. The record is from the annotation of a GenBank genome assembly.